This is a messenger RNA of Entelurus aequoreus (snake pipefish), 3679 nucleotides long. RefSeq names its product A disintegrin and metalloproteinase with thrombospondin motifs 15-like. The transcript is spliced from 8 exons. The coding region runs from base 201 to 2921 and encodes 906 amino acids. Gene Ontology annotation, molecular function: metalloendopeptidase activity. Gene Ontology annotation, cellular component: extracellular matrix. The record is from RefSeq and is a predicted model, not a curated record. Lineage: Eukaryota; Metazoa; Chordata; Actinopteri; Syngnathiformes; Syngnathidae. Gene Ontology annotation, biological process: proteolysis; extracellular matrix organization.
GCGGCUCGGGACACGCACGCUGCACAGCAACAAUAAUAUUUGGCACCAAGUGGCUGCAGGAACGAUGCACACUUUGAGCUGACUUCACUGCAUGAGCUGGAAAAAAGUGAAUUCCUGCGUGGAUUAGACGGGCAACUAUGGGGAGAAACCCAACUGCUGUUGAAUGCAAAACGGCGUAGAAAGACGUGUCUGUUAAGAAGAUGGCUAUAGUUAUUAGUGCUCAGCUCAUUUGCAUAACAGUGCUUCUUUACGUGACACUGACACAUUGCAUGGAAUCUGACCUCUGCAAACCUGCUCGAAUCGAUCCCCGGACGCAUGGCAAACAAGUGAUUUUUAGGAUGAACGCGUUCAAACAGGAGUUUUAUCUUCACCUCCAACCGGAUUCCAGUUUCCUGGGACUGGAACCUGCAGAUCUGCAGGGGUGUUUCUUCUCCGGUGAUGUCAACUCACAGUUGGACUCGUUCGCAGCGCUGAGCUUGUGCAAAGGUCUCAACGGCGGGUUUUAUUUGAACGGAAUGGAAUAUUUCAUCAGCCCCCAGGACGGGAACGCAACCGGGACGCACGUAGUUCGCCGCCGUAGGAGCUCUGCGCAAUCCAGCAGGUGUGGAGUGGUACCCGACUCUCAGUUGUUUAACACGUCCCUGGAAAAAUACAGGUAUAUGAGCGAAGUGACGGCUGCAGGGACUGCGUUGGGAAGGUCCAAAAGAUUCGCCUCAGUCCCCAGAUUUGUGGAGGCGCUGGUGGUGGCGGACGCGUCCAUGGGUUCAUUUCACGGCGACGACCUGAAGCAUUACCUGCUGACACUCAUGUCAGUGGCAGCCAAGCUUUACAAACACCCAAGCAUCUUAAACUCCAUCAACGUCGUGGUCGUGGGCUUCAUGGUGCUUAAGGAGGAUGACAAGGGGCCCAAGGUUUCCAGUAAUGCAGCCUUGACUCUGCGGAACUUCUGCUCCUGGCAGAAAAAGUUAAAUAAGUACAAUGACAAACAUCCAGAGUACUGGGAUACUGCAAUCCUUUUUACCAAACAGAAUCUUUGCGGGGCCACAACCUGUGAUACCUUGGGGAUGGCCGAUGUUGGGACAAUGUGUGACCCCAAGAGAAGCUGCUCGGUCAUUGAAGAUGAUGGCCUGCCGUCAGCCUUUACAACAGCCCAUGAACUUGGUCACGUCUUCAACAUGCCCCAUGAUAAUGUGAAAGCAUGCGAGGAGGUCUUUGGGAAACUCCAGGAGAAUCACAUGAUGUCACCAACUCUAAUUCAGAUCGACAGGAGUCGUCCCUGGUCUGUGUGCAGCGCGGCAAUCAUUACUGAGUUUCUGGACCGAGGUCAUGGAGACUGUUUGCUGGAUCAGCCCCAAAGACAGUUGGCUCUUCCAGAUAACCUUCCUGGCUACAGUUACAGUCUUCAUCAACAGUGUGAGCUGGCUUUUGGGGAUGGCUCCAAGCCUUGCCCAUACAUGCAGCCAUGCUCCAAACUCUGGUGCACUGGGAAAGCCCGUGGACAGCUAGUCUGUCAAACCAGACACUUUCCUUGGGCGGAUGGCACCGGCUGUGGCACAGGCAGGGUGUGCUACCAAGGGGCGUGCACUGAGAAGAACAUGACGAUGCAUAUCAAGGUGGAUGGUAGAUGGGGUAAGUGGGGUGCAUUUGUAGAAUGUUCCAGAACUUGUGGUGGAGGUGUCCAGCUGGCCAAAAGAGAGUGUAACAAUCCAGUCCCUGAGAAUGGAGGCAAAUAUUGCUACGGCCUUCGAAUUAAAUAUCGUUCCUGCAACCUGAGUCCUUGUCUUGAUACAGGGAAGAGUUUCCGUGAAGAGCAGUGUGAGGCAUUCAAUGGCAUUAACCUGAAUACAAACAGACUGGGCUCCUCUGUGGUCUGGGUUCCCAAAUAUUCUGGCAUUUCCCCCAAGGAUAAAUGCAAGCUCAUCUGCCGUGCCAAUGGAACCGGUUACUUCUAUGUUCUUGCUCCAAAGGUUGUCGACGGGACACCUUGUUCUCCAGACUCCAGUGCGAUUUGUGUUCAAGGGAGAUGUAUUAAAGCAGGCUGCGAUGGGAAGCUUGACUCCAAGAAAAAGUUUGACAAAUGUGGUGUGUGUGGCGGAGACAACCAGGGCUGCAAGAAGGUCUCAGGAAUGUUCACAAAACCCAUUCACGGCUACAACUUUGUUGUGUUGGUGCCUGUUGGUGCCUCCAACAUAGACAUCCGCCAGCGGGGCUACCGAGGAAUUGUCAGUGAUGAAAACUACCUAGCGGUGAAAAACAGGCAUGGGAAGUAUCUACUGAAUGGAAACUAUGUGGUGUCAGCCGUAGAGCGUGAUCUGCUGGUGAAGGGCAGCCUGUUACGUUACAGUGGCACUUCAACGUCUGUAGAGAUUCUUCAGGCCACCAGACCGCUGCAAGAGGCACUGACAGUGGAGGUGCUCUCAGUGGGAAAGAUGACCCCUCCCAGAGUGCGCUACUCCUACUAUAUUGCCAAGGAGAGUAAAGAGGAAAAAAUUCUGCGGAAAGAGGAGAGGGGCCACGUGGCGCACAACAGCGUCUUAUUGGAUAAGAACAAAGUAGAAGCCAAGAAAAAGGUGAUGGGGAAGCGGCCGAUAGAGCACUGGGUGACAGGAAACUGGGAUGCGUGCACGGUGACCUGCGGUAGCGGUCUGCAGAAAAGGUUGGUGCAGUGUCAGAGUGUGGAAGGGCAUCCUGCAGUCGGUUGUGACAGUGCUGGCAGGCCUGUUGCUCUGAGAUCAUGUGGGGAUCCUUGUCCCGUCUGGGAUAUUGGGGCCUGGUCGCACUGUUCCAAGUCCUGUGGAAGGGGCUUUAAAAGACGGCCAGUACGCUGCAUGACAGAGAACGGUCUCGGUCUGCCAAGAGACCACUGCUCUGGGAGAAAGAAGCCUCAGGAACUGGACCUUUGCAAUCUGAGGCCGUGCUAAAGCUGAUUAAAACAACAUUUGACAUCAGUGGGUUUUGUGGGAUAAUGAAAACAAAAGCCAUUGAUGACAAUUUUUUUCCUUUCCUCAACUGUCUAACCAGCUGAGGCAAGUUGGACUUUGGUAAGUCUACCUCUUCCUGGAUGUGUGAAAUAUGACACAUUUUGCCUGAAGCAAGCGCAAAGAGAGCAAAAAACAAACUGCCAAAAAAGACACUUGUGAGAGUUUGCUUCAAUCCUGUGUUGUUAUCAAGUAGCAAACUUUUACCUGUGUCUUGGUGCUCAUUUCACAGAAGAACUGGCAUUAAUGUGAAAGACAGUACUGUAAAGGAAAUAUUUUACUGGAAUAUAUUUUUCUGUGGUAAAAUCAUCUUUGUAGUAAAUUUAAACAAAAGUUCAGUUACAAUCUGAUGAUAAAAGUACUGUCAUGAUCAUGUCUUACCUGUGUCCAGUCUUGCUGUUCUCUACGUUCUCUUCUCAUGCCCAUGUUUGGAGUUUCCUGGAGCACACCUGAUUGAACUCUGCAAAUGCGGCCUGAAUAAGCAAUGUGGCUGCGGCAAAAAGAUGCACGACUAUUUCUUCUGUCUUUCUCAAGCUUACGUACCGUUACGAGUCAAAACUAACAAAUCUUGGACCCUAAAACAAAGGCGGAUAAGCUGAGCAGUAUAACAAUGUUUUUUCAACAAAAAACACACUCUAGACAGUGAGUUUAACAAAAUAUACAAUAAUGAUAUCGACAUGAAUAAAAAUACCAUAUUUUUU